AUGGCGGCACCCACGGCGGGCCAUUCAGUCAACGUGAACGACCCUACGCUCAUCGCUCUCGUCAACAAGCUACAAGAUGUCUUUACAACCGUCGGGGUCCAAAACCCCAUAGACUUGCCCCAGAUUGUCGUGGUGGGAUCCCAAUCGAGCGGGAAAAGUUCAGUUCUCGAAAACAUCGUCGGCAGAGACUUUCUACCUCGAGGCUCCGGUAUCGUCACUCGACGUCCCCUUGUCCUUCAACUCAUAAACAGACCAUCCCCCGCAAAGCUACAGUCAAAUGGAGUCAGCGAGAAGGAAAUGAAGGAGAUGAGCGAUAGCCAGGCAAACGUCGACGAAUGGGGAGAAUUCCUGCAUCUGCCUGGGCAGAAGUUUCAUGAUUUUAAUAAGAUCCGCGAUGAAAUUGUCAAGGAAACAGAAGCCAAGGCCGGUCGAAACGUGGGAAUCUCGCCAGCACCCAUCAAUCUGCGUAUAUAUUCUCCCAAUGUUCUCACUCUGACCCUGGUCGACUUGCCCGGUCUGACCAAAGUCCCCGUCGGAGAUCAACCGCGCGACAUCGAGCGGCAGAUUCGAGAAAUGGUGAUCAAAUACAUCUCCAAACCAAACGCCAUCAUUCUGGCCGUCACAGCUGCCAACCAGGAUUUGGCCAAUUCGGACGGCUUGAAAUUGGCUCGUGAGGUGGACCCGGAAGGUCAGAGAACCAUCGGCGUUCUGACCAAGAUUGAUUUGAUGGACGCCGGGACUGACGUUGUCGACAUCCUCGCGGGGCGAGUCAUCCCACUCAGAUUAGGCUACGUGCCCGUGGUCAAUCGAGGCCAGCGCGACAUUGAAAACAAGAAGCGGAUAGACUUGGCUUUGAAGGCAGAGAAGGAGUUCUUCGAGAACCAUCCCUCGUACCGAAACAAGGCCGCCUACUGUGGAACGCCCUACCUGGCUCGGAAGCUCAACCUGAUUUUGAUGAUGCACAUCAAACAAACGUUGCCGGAUAUCAAGACCCGAAUUGCCUCUUCCCUGCAGAAGUACUCGCAAGAGUUGGAGCAGCUAGGUGCUGGCGACUUCGUCGGCAACAACAGCUCAAACAUCGUCCUCAACAUCAUCACCGAGUUUGCGAAUGAAUACAGAACUGUUCUGGACGGAAAUAGUUCGGAAUUGUCGAGCAAUGAGCUCUCUGGCGGUGCCAGAAUCUCGUUCGUGUAUCAUGAACUCUAUUCAAAUGGUAUCAAGGCCAUCGACCCCUUCGAUCAAGUCAAAGACAUCGACAUUCGUACCAUCCUUUACAACUCCUCCGGCUCUCAGCCGGCCCUCUUUGUUGGCACUACGGCUUUCGAGCUCAUCGUGAAGCAGCAAAUCCGGCGACUGGAGGACCCAUCUUUGAAAUGUGUCUCUCUGGUUUAUGACGAGCUUGUUCGGAUCCUCACUCAGCUGCUCCAGAAGCAGAUUUUCCGCAGAUAUCCUCAGCUGAAGGAGAGAUUUCACAGCGUUGUUAUAUCUUUCUUUCGCAAAUCAAUAGACCCAACAAACAAAUUGGUCAAAGAUCUGGUGGCGAUGGAAGCUUGCUAUAUCAACACGGGCCAUCCGGAUUUCCUCAAUGGCCACCGUGCAAUGGCCAUCGUGAAUGACAGGCAUAACGCCAGCAAACCAACUCAAGUGGAUCCUAAGACUGGCAAGCCUCUUCCGCCUUCCGUGCCACCUAGAGCAGGCUCGCCAGGUCUUCCUGUCGAUGGUACUGACCAGAACUCCGGCUUCUUCGGCUCCUUCUUUGCUAGUAAGAACAAGAAGAAGAUGGCAGCCAUGGAACCGCCGCCUGCCACCCUCAAAGCCAGCGGCACACUUUCGGAACGCGAGAAUCAAGAAGUGGAGGUGAUCAAACUACUGAUCAACAGCUACUUCAACAUUGUCCGGAGAACGAUGAUCGACAUGGUCCCAAAAGCCAUCAUGCUAAACUUAGUACAGCACACGAAAGAAGAGAUGCAGCGAGAAUUACUUGAACAGAUGUACAGAACACAAGAACUCGAUGAGCUGCUCAAGGAGAGUGACUACACCGUCAGACGGCGAAAAGAAUGUCUACAAAUGGUGGAGUCUCUGAGCAAAGCCAGCGAGAUCGUCAGCCAGGUGCAGUAG
Capronia coronata CBS 617.96 is the source of this 2118-nucleotide messenger RNA. Its product is annotated as vacuolar protein sorting-associated protein 1. Gene Ontology annotation, molecular function: GTPase activity; microtubule binding; GTP binding. Gene Ontology annotation, cellular component: cytoplasm; membrane; peroxisome. Gene Ontology annotation, biological process: peroxisome organization. The transcript has 5 exons. NCBI's taxonomy places the organism in Eukaryota, Fungi, Ascomycota, Eurotiomycetes, Chaetothyriales, Herpotrichiellaceae. The coding region runs from base 1 to 2118 and encodes 705 amino acids. The record is from RefSeq and is a predicted model, not a curated record.